Dermacentor silvarum is the source of this 5064-nucleotide messenger RNA. RefSeq names its product COP9 signalosome complex subunit 1 (gene CSN1b). The coding region runs from base 428 to 1876 and encodes 482 amino acids. The record is from RefSeq and is a predicted model, not a curated record. Gene Ontology annotation, cellular component: COP9 signalosome. Lineage: Eukaryota; Metazoa; Arthropoda; Arachnida; Ixodida; Ixodidae. The transcript is spliced from 14 exons.
AAACCGUCUCCUGCGGUGCGGACUGGCGUUCUUUUAUUUUUGCAAGUCCCGGUUAUAUUGUAAUUUUGCCGCAAUUCUUUUCAAACUACGGGUUUACACCAUUGGUGCGCCGCUACCUGACUAUGUUGCCAGGAUAACGUCUCACAGUCUCAGAGGCGAGGCGCGUGCGUGAUAUGACGUAUCGCCAGUAUCGCAUUCACCGGUUCAGGCGCAGUGUAACUGAGGGCUGCAUGGUGCCACUGAAGGCGGCGGCAAUCUUGCGUCCCAUUACCGGAUCCACUUUUGUAAGAGAUUUGUAUUGACUGACGCGUUAUCCUCGACGCGUGGCGUGUGCUUUGCGCCGCCGUCAAGUUCAGAAAACCAGCACCAAGAUAGCACUCGCGAGACGCGAUUCAAUCAUCCUGGUUGAAAGGAGCGUAUCGCCACAAUGCAUGCUUCUGCAAUGCCGCAGAGGAGGAGACGACAGGUCGAGUCGCAGCAACAGAGUUCUGUGGAACCGAUGCAAGUUGACGCGCCGCCGGAGGAGAAUGAAGCGGCCGAGGAAGAGACGUACGUCGUCGAAAAUCCAACAUUGGACUUGGAAGCGCACGCCAACAGCUAUGCAGGCCUUGCCCGGCUGUACCGACUCCUGUACAUUGCCGACCACUGCCCGUCGCUGCGCGUCGAGGCUCUGCGCAUGGCCCUGACGCACGUGCAGAACACGUACAACAUCGCCAAGUACCAGGAAAUCCACAAGAAGCUCAGCGAGGCUGUGGGGAGCACUCCGAACCUGCCUGAUGUGACUGGUGGCAGCAGCAGCAGCUCGGGGGCCGUGCCUCCUCUCGACAGCCAGUGGAUUGAGACCCGCAGCAAAAAGGCGGCGUUGAAGCUGGAGAAACUCGACACCGAUCUCAAGAACUACAAGAGCAACUCAAUCAAGGAGAGCAUCAGGCGCGGCCACGACGACCUUGGCGACCACUACCUCGACUGCGGAGAUCUCAACAAUGCGCUCAAGUGCUUCUCUAGGGCGCGCGACUACUGCACAAGUAGCCGGCACGUGGUCAACAUGUGCCUCAACGUGAUAAAGGUCAGCAUUUACCUGCAGAACUGGUCCCACGUGCUGACGUAUGUCAACAAGGCAGAGGCGACGCCAGAAUUUGCUGAUGGCCAUGCCAAGGACACGCACCAGAGCAUAGUGACCAAGCUGCGGUGCGCAGCAGGACUGGCUGAGCUGGCCACCAAGAAGUACAAGUCGGCCGCCAAGAACUUCCUUCAGGCCAGCUUCGACCACUGUGACUUUCCUGACAUGCUGUCCCCGAACAACGUUGCAAUGUACGGCGGACUCUGUGCCCUGGCAUCAUUUGAUCGCCAGGAACUUUUGCGCAACGUCAUCUCUAGCAGCUCUUUCAAGUUGUUCCUCGAGCUGGAACCACAGCUGAGGGACAUAAUCUUCAAGUUCUACGAGUCCAAGUACGCCACCUGCCUGACACUGCUGAACGAGAUCAAAGACAAUCUUCUCUUGGAUGUGUAUCUGGCUUCUCAUGUCAACACCUUGUACACCCAGAUCCGGAACAGAGCCCUCAUUCAGUAUUUCAGCCCGUACUUGUCGGCCGACAUGACAAAGAUGGCGCAGGCGUUCAACACGACCCUCGGUGCGCUCGAGGAGGAAUUGAUGCAGCUGAUUCUCGACGGACAGAUUCAGGCACGCAUAGACUCUCACAACAAGAUACUGUUUGCCAAGGACAUUGACCAGAGGAGCACCACCUUUGAACGGGCGCUCGCAAUGGGCAAGGACUACAAGCGCAGGACAGCUGCACUGGUACUGAGGUCUGCAAUGCUCAAGAAUCAGAUACACGUUAAGGUUGUCACCGGCUAUAGUGACAGUGGACGCAAAUAGGCUUAUCCGAAACUGCUCGAGAACGACGCCGCUUGGACGAGGGACAGGCUCAUUCAAGAUAUUAAAAGUGUGAAGCAUGAAAUGUUUGCAGGCCGUCUCAGCGAAAAGUGGGCUCUUGCAUAUUUUUGCAUGAUGUCAAGAAUUCUCUCCAAUCUUGCAAAAGACACUUUUUUUUUUCACGUGUUAUAAAGAGUCUUUGGACUGGUUGUUUAAAGAGUUGGUCCUUCAGUGGCUGUGCAUUGUUUAAAUGGCCAGGAUAUAGACCGUGUCUGAUGGAAAAUGUUUGAAGUGUUCAUUCUUUCUGACAGUCGUUAAAACGAAACCCAUGUUCGGUACUUAAAAAGCAUGCUUUCUUUGAACCAGGCAGGCCCGCUGUCUUGCAAGUAGACGUUCGGGUGCUUUUCUUUGCACACGAACCUUUGGUAUUCACUUGUGUUUGUACUGGGUAAGAUUUUUUUACAACCAUGUGGCUGCCAUGACAUUUUAGAGAGCUCAAAAUAUUUUUAACGACAUGAUUAUUUGGAUAUAUGUAGUGCCCGUAUGGCUCUUCUUUAGUGUUAGCUUCACGUGUUUGUCUAAUAAUGCAGUGUGAUCAGAAGCUGAAGGAAUAUAUUUCAUGAUGAAUUAAUCUUGUCUGUAGGGUCGUUUCUAACUCAUAUUUGCAUAUUCUGAUAUCCUGGCUAGAUUCCUAAAUGCAUAAUUUCUUAAAGUAGCACGAUGUGUAUCCUUCUUAUUUUAGUUUUCGUGGAAUUUGGAAGCAUUGCAUCUUGAUGUGUAGCUUGAAGCCUCUCAGUUUUGUUACGUUCACCUCUGCAAAUACAGUGUUUAAGAAUUCCUUGAAAACGAACCUUUAACUCACUUCCGUGAUUGAUGAACAGCUUGUGGACCUCUGUGUUUCUUUCCGAUAGGUGUAGUGCACUCCUAUUAAAAAACAAAUGCCAGGGGAUAAGAAGAGGCUUGAGGCUCCCUAAUUUUAAUCCUCAAGAGAUAUAGCACUGUGGAUAAAGAGAUUGAUUGCAUGCUUGAACUCGGGGUUCUCCUGUUGAUGCUGUUAGAUGGAGUUGUCAGCAAUAGAAACCAUGCUGUUUACUUAAGAAUCUGCAGCUGUCUUUUAUGUAUCAUGUUCAGAAGUUGCGUGGCAGGUAUACUGAACAAGUUUUCUCUCAUUUCUACAUAUAUGUACAGCUUAAGCAAUGCGCAAGUACCAAAUGGUUUCCCAAAUUUCGUCACAUCCAUAGCAUGGUUGGAAUAGAACAUUGGCUGUUGAAGGGCGCUAGGCUACUCGCCAAGAUUUUCUUUUCAUUGAGGACAUCUGUGUUACCGGUACUGCACUCAUAAAAUCGUGCAAUUCAACGUGUUCCGGUGACCAAAUUUGGUGCUCUUCUCUGGUCACGUACACCACAGCACCUCGGCCAGUGCUAGUUGCCGUGGAAAUUUGGUGUUUGACAGGUUGACUGCUAAGUGGCAGGUGCUGGGUGACAGGUGGACUUUUGCCAAAGCGUUUUCGUGAAGGGCAGAUGCCAUGCAUGGGAUUCUGUUCAAGAGUUUUAAAUUUGAGUGUGGAAAACCCUGCACAGUGGCUAGAGAUGGAAUAAAAUAUUUCGACAGCAUGCCACAUCCUGUUUUGCUGUAUACAACUUCUCGCAUCUAACUUUGACAAGCUUACUGAUGUUUUCCACAAGCUGUGUGACAGCUAAAAACUAGCUUUUUACAAAACUUCUGUUGCAUUUCUUUCAAACUUUUAUUUUCUGACUCGAGCUCUAGGUUCGGAAGCUAGGAUUGAAAUCGUUGGACUGUACUUAAGAAUAUCGAUUGAAAGAAAGGCAAUGUGACUUGUACCAACCACGUGCUCAUGUGAACCUUGCAAAGCGCUUGCCAAAAAGUCUACAAGACACAAAAGUCAGCCUUCGGGUAAUCCUUGCACAUUUCUAUUCCCCAUCAUCACUCCCCUAAGCCAUUUAUAAAUGUAUUCCCAAGGCUUGAGAGUGGCACUGCCCUUCCACAUACUUUUCCACAAAAUUUUCAUGUAUGUUGCAUUGGUACAACCUAAAAUGAAACGUAACAAAUUGGAAGGGAUGUGAUGCCUGUCUGACUACAGUCAAACCCAAUUUUAUUGUAUCUAGUUCAGUCAAAUUAUCCUUCGUAUAGAAUGAUUCCUCAAUAUUGUGAGGUUGCAGUGAGAAUGCAUAAGAAUAUGUAUGAUUAAGUUGAGCAAGAAAUGUUUUGUUACAUUGACCCGGGUACAUGGUUCCACAUGCACCGGUCAGUGGGCACGUUUGUUUACAAUGUAACAAUGUUAACCGAAGAGCCAGUCGCCGUCUAGAUGUCUUGAUAAGGUGAAAUCAUUUCAACGAAAAAAAAAAAGCCCUUAUAGUCGGAUGCAAUUUUAGUAGGCAAGUUUCAUAUAACUUGUAUCAAAUUACACUCUAUAAUAAAUCCUUAUUUUUUUUAAGCUAGAUACCAGUAGUUUUCACUUCGUCUUUAAAGCGCGGGACAUAUACAGAAAUACCUCAGUAUUGUGACCAUGGAUAUAAGGAAUUGUUGGAUAUAAUGAACUAAAUCUAGAAUGUUUCUUGCCAAUAUCCAGCAUGUAACGAAUAUAAGCUUAUAAGGAAUAUCAGAUAUAACAAAGGUAUUUUCGUGUCGCAUGCAACUUCAUUAUAAUGACAUUAGAAAAAAAAAAUCAACAAAAACGUGUUGAUAGUUAGCCAGCCUCGUUUCGGGUUUCCUUUGUGUUGCGCUUCCUGUCCCAGUAUGUUACAGCUGUAGCCACAAACCACCUAAGAAUAAAAAAGGAAAAAAAAAGCCGGCAGAUCUCACACCCUGUGGGAAAGGAUGUUAUGCGAAGCAAUAUGCAGGGAGCCUACCAAGUUAACGAAACGACCAUGAGAGCACCAAGACAUAGGCGGCUGUUUCAUGACCUGCAUGACACGCAUGUCAUGACCUAUCAUUUAUGUUCGUCGUGCACUCUUGCCAUACUGUGCCACUUAUGGUGCCUGCCGAGUUACAGAAACGACCGUGAGAGAACCAAGACGUAGGCGGCUCUCAAAGUGGCAGAUGUUCGCCAAGAAAUGCUUCACAUUUAAAAAUGGCCCUGUUGACUUCGUGUGUGUGUGUUUUUUGUUCUGUGCCCGCUACGGAGGUGACGACAUGUCCGUUUGACGUUGUGUGCCCGGUGGUUUUCGGUA